Molecule: messenger RNA, 588 nt
Organism: Closterium sp. NIES-65
Lineage: Eukaryota; Viridiplantae; Streptophyta; Zygnematophyceae; Desmidiales; Closteriaceae
Source: the annotation of a GenBank genome assembly
AUGCCUCAUCGCUCGCGGAUUCCGGAUCCCGCGGCGGCCGUUUCACUUGCGCAUGGAGAUGCGCUGACGUCGCUUCUCGAUCUGACGGCUGCCGUCGUCAUUGCCGCCAGAGGCGCUAAGAUUCUCUCUGCUAGCAUGGGAGCGUGCGAGCUGCUGCAACAGGAGCCGGGGUCACUAGAGAACCGAUCCAUGCUGGAGCUGCUCCAUUUGAACGAUCAGCCGCUCUUCAUGCACAAGUGGUGUUUUGAGACGUCUCAAAGGUUCGCCACUCACCGCUUGCCUCUUUGCCCCUUCUGCAGCACAAGUGGUGUUUUGAGACGUCUCAAUGGUUCGCCACUCACCGCUUGCCUCUUUGCCCCUUCUGCAGCACAAGUGGUGUUUCGAGACGUCUCAAAGGUUCGCCACUCACCGCUUGCCUCUUUGCCCCUUCUGCAGCACAAGUGGUGUUUUGAGACGUCUCAAUGGUUCGCCACUCACCGCUUGCCUCUUUGCCCCUUCUGCAGCACAAGUGGUGUUUUGAGACGUCUCAAAGGUUCGCCACUCACCGCUUGCCUCUUUGCCCCUUCUGCAGCACAAGUGGUGUUUUGA